AUGGGAGCAGAAGGUAAGAAAAGAUUAAUGCCUAAAUCGGCAUUGCUGGUCAAAAAGUAUCAGAAAAGUAUAAGGUUAGGAUUUGCUGGUUUCAUAAUGGUAUUAACUAUUCUAUUUUUAUUGCAAUCCUCUACUUCUUCUUCCUCUUCAUCUAUUACAAAUAACAGAAGCAGGUCAAAGUCUUUUAUCCCAAUGACGACAAUCAGUAGAUACGAUUUAAAUAAAGAAUAUUUGAUGCCAUUUACUGAUAUCUCACAAAAAGUGGUUCACCCAAUGGAUGAUGGUGAGAUUGUAAAAGCCGCAAUGGUUACAUUAGCGAGAAAUUCUGAUCUUUGGAGUUUAGUUAACUCUAUCAGACAUGUUGAAGAUCGAUUUAAUAAUAGAUAUCACUACGAUUGGGUGUUUUUGAAUGAUCAACCAUUUACUGACGAAUUCAAAAGAGUGACAUCUGCAUUAGUGUCAGGUAAAGCCAAAUACGGAUUGAUUCCAAAGGAACAUUGGUCAGUCCCAUCUUUUAUCGAUGAAGUUAAAUUUGAUAAGGCCAGAAAAGAUAUGAGUAAAAAGAAUGUUCCUUAUGGUGGGUCUGUUCCAUAUAGACACAUGUGCCGUUAUCAAUCUGGGUUCUUAUUCCAAAGUCCACUAUUGGAUGAGUAUGAAUAUUAUUGGAGAGUUGAUACAGAUAUUAAGUUGUACUGUGACUUCCAAUACGAUAUAUUCAAAUUUAUGAAGGUAAAUAAGAAGAAAUAUGGGUUUAUCUUAUCUGUCAGUGAAUAUGAGGCUACUAUUCCAACUCUUUGGGCGACAAUCAACGAUUUUAUUGAGAAGAACCCACAGCAUGUUAAUAAGAAUAAUUUAAUGAAGUUUGUGUCAAAUGAUAAUGGUAAGACUUACAAUAUGUGUCAUUUUUGGACUAAUUUUGAGAUUGCAUCACUAGACUUCUAUAGGUCUCAAGCAUAUAGAGAAUACUUUGAUUAUUUAGAUAAGAGUGGUGGAUUUUUCUAUGAGAGAUGGGGUGAUGCACCUGUACAUUCUAUUGCUGCAUCCUUGUUCUUAGAUAAAUCUGAGCUUCAUUUCUUUGAUGGGCUAGGAUUCUACCAUCCAGAUUUCCAUUCUUGUCCAAUUGAGGAGCCCAUUAGGUUACAGAAUAGAUGCAUAUGUGAACCACAUAAAGAUCAAACAUGGUUAGAUUAUUACUUUUGUACAAGGCAAUUUUUCCAAGCACAAGGUUUAAAGAUGCCAGCAGGAAUCGAUCAAAAUAAAUGA
This is a messenger RNA of Arxiozyma heterogenica, 1263 nucleotides long. It is a transcript of the gene KTR3, whose product is annotated as mannosyltransferase KTR3. Gene Ontology annotation, cellular component: Golgi apparatus; membrane. The record is from RefSeq and is a predicted model, not a curated record. Gene Ontology annotation, biological process: protein N-linked glycosylation; cell wall mannoprotein biosynthetic process; protein O-linked glycosylation. Bases 1 to 1263 code for a protein of 420 amino acids. Gene Ontology annotation, molecular function: alpha-1,2-mannosyltransferase activity. NCBI's taxonomy places the organism in Eukaryota, Fungi, Ascomycota, Saccharomycetes, Saccharomycetales, Saccharomycetaceae. The transcript has a single exon.